AUGCUUGGUUGUUGGCUUCAAAAAGGUCAGCAAGUACUGCGUCCCGGCUUCUGGCCACGCACAACAAGCAAGGCGUCAUCAUCCCUACCAAAUUCUCUUUCCACCUCGCUCGAUCCUCUCAUCACUUGCCUUCAGAUGCUCGGCAUUGCGGAGCUGUGCCAAGCCUUGGACAACAACCCUCCGGAUCGCGACCCGGAGUCAAAGACGGCGCUCGGAUGCGCGCAAGAAGCGCAAGGUCAAAACAUCUGCGCCUGCAAAAGUGCCGCCAGCUACACGGCCAUCACCAGCAUGCAGUCACAAUCGCAGAAUGAACAAGACAAACUUGAGGGAUCUCCGCUCUCUACUACCUGA
Molecule: messenger RNA, 351 nt
Organism: Parastagonospora nodorum SN15
Lineage: Eukaryota; Fungi; Ascomycota; Dothideomycetes; Pleosporales; Phaeosphaeriaceae
Exons: 2
Coding region: 1-351 (116 amino acids)
Source: RefSeq, a predicted model, not a curated record